AUGGAUAAAAGACGAGACGACUUAACGGAAUUAAAGUCUUACACCGAAAAAGUCGACAAUGAUCUUACAAUGAUUUUACAAUCUCUUCAGUGGGACCGAAAAAAUCUAUUACAGAACCCUGUGCUAUGUACUUGCAGAUAUGACUCGAAUCACAAGAUCCCUCCUGAUACGAUUGAAAAACACGAGAAAAUAUGCUUUUUGAGAGAGAAUGGAUAUUCCAAAGAAGAUCAGAUGUUACCGGAGCCUCUGGAUGCAAAUGCGAAUACACUUGUGAAACUGAAGAAAGAAGAUAUCCAGGAAAUGAUUGCAAAUGCAUCAAGAGCAGAUAUUACAUUCAAAAAAGGGGUGGGUUGCCACGGAGCAGAGCCAAUGUCAUUGGAGCGGCUUCAGGUGUGCUACUCGGCAGACGAGCGCCGCGUCAUACACGAUGCUGUGGUCACUGCAGUACCAUCCUGUCAUGAUCUCGCUGACUUGGCAUUACUCAGUGAGAGUAACGAGCAGGGCUCCAAGGUAAUCCUCACGCGCAAAGAGAUCCUGUUGGAACUACGGAACAUGCGGAGGCGGCGCACUAAGUAUCGCGUUGCUCCUAAAACACGCAACUAUUCGGAUGUUUUACGUGAUGUCAUUAAGACACAGAUGGAAGUCUACAAUGAUGUUAAAACUGAAGAAACAAUUCCUAAAGAAACAGUUGAUGAAAACAACAGUCAGUAUUCACAUAAUUUUGACAGAAAUAGACACAACUCAUAUAAUGUAGACAGAAAUAGACAUGACUCAUAUAAUGUUGACAGAGAUAGACACGAUUCCUGUAAUGUUUACAGAGAUAGACACGAUUCCUAUAAUGUUGACAGAAAUAGAAAUGACUCACAUAAUGAUAACAAAAAUAGAUAUGAACAACUUAAAAAAUGGGUUCCUAGACCCAUACAAGUUAAAACUGAAAGAGAAGAACACACAGACAGGGACAGAAUAGAUUACAGAAGGCGUUCGAGGCGAGACUCUGAUGACGACGAAAGACAUCGACAUGGACGCAAAAAGUGGGUUCCUAGACCCAUCCAAGAAGAAGUAAAGACAGAAAACAAAGACUUUAAUGAGAGAGACGUAAGAAGUGAUAGAGGGCAUUCUCGACACCAUUCCAAACACGACGACAGACAUAGAUAUGAGCAUCCGAAAAAGUGGGUCCCUAGACCUAUUAAAAUUGAAGUCAAAACAGAAAGAGAAAAUUCCAGCGAAAGAGAUAGAACCUCUGAAAGCAGACCCUCUAGACGAGACUAUGGAAAUUAUAGUGAAGACAGAGACGAAUACGAAGACUCGGUUCCUAGACCCAUAAAAGAAGAAAUUAAAACUGAAAGAGAAGAUUCCGCAGAGAGACAAAGACGCUUAGAGAGAAGAUAUUCCAGCCAAGAUUUAGGAAUGGUGCCGAGACCAAUAAAAGUAGAAGUAAAAACUGAAAGAGAAGAUACGGAGAGUACUACAGAGCAUAGGAGAGAAAGGUCACAUAAAACUAAUAAUGAUGAAGUAAAUAGGACACAUGAGAGCGAUAGAAGUAGCAGACGAGACCACAACCCUAGAGAAACAAGAUAUUAUGAAAAUAAUGACCAAGAAAGAAUACAAAAGUAUGGAGAGCAUUCACGAAAGAGGAGAGACGGUUAUGAAGAGUAUAGUAAUAACAGAGAUAAAAGGAGAGAGAGACAAAACUACAGUGAUGAUAGAGAAUAUAGGUCUGAAAAGAGACAUAAAACACAUCAUAGAAGUAAUGAUUAUGAUGUUGAAAGUAAGAGAAGAAAAGAGUCAUGGGUAGAUGAAGAAUCGUAUGAUGAUAGGAGACAGAAAAGAGAUGAUCGACGUAAGGACAAAGAUCGCAGACGUAAAGACAAACAUAGACAUAGAAACUAUGAAGAUGGUGGCAGUCGUCAAGAUUAUAGACACGAAGACUCAGAGGAACCAAGUGACAGGAUACAGAUUAAACAAGAAAGACCGGAUAGUGUUACAUCAAGAGAUAACCACGACGGCUGUGAUGACGAGGGACACGGAGAUAGGAAUUGUGCAGGUCAUAGGCGAUACUAUGACGACUCUGGCAUGCAAAACGUAUACGAUCCUAAUAAGAAAAUUAAAACUGAGAAAUAA
Messenger RNA from Spodoptera littoralis (African cotton leafworm), 2121 nucleotides. The record is from the annotation of a GenBank genome assembly. NCBI's taxonomy places the organism in Eukaryota, Metazoa, Arthropoda, Insecta, Lepidoptera, Noctuidae.